AUGUUACUAGAAUUAUUAUCAUUUUUUGGUACUAUAUUAGGGUUUUUAUUCCUAACGUUGUCAUUAGCAUCAGGCUUGUACUACAUAAGUGAACUAGUUGAAGAACAUUGUGAACCAACCAAAAGAUUUUUAUCAAGAUCAAUUUAUGGGAUAAUAUGUUUAUUCAUUUUGUUGAUGGCAAUUGAUGGCUUCCCAAUCGUAUUAUCAUGUUUUUCCAUAUUUUCAUACUUUAUAUAUUUACAAAAUUUGAAGAAAUUUCCCUUUAUUUCUUUAACUGGGCCUAUAUUUGUUUCUAGUUGUAUAUUAGUCGUCCUAAACCAUUAUUUCUGGUUCAAACAUUUUAAUAAUGUUGAAAUACCACCUCAGUUCAGAUAUGAUCCACAUUAUAUACCUAAGAAAAGAGCUUCUUUUGCAGAAGUUGCUUCGUUUUUUGGGAUUUGUGUUUGGUUUAUCCCAUUUGCCUUAUUUGUUUCUUUAAGUGCAGGUGAUCAAGUGUUACCAACAAUGACCAAUGGUAUUGGAAACACUUCUGGUGGCUCCAGUAACACAACUAACAAUAUCACUGCUAGAAAUACCCGUGUUAAGAAUAAGAAAGGUAUAGCCCGUGUCGUUAUAGAUAGCGCUAGAGAAUACUUUGAGUUAUUAUUAAAUGUUUUUACAGGCGGAGGGAAGAGAUUUAAUAAAAUAACUGGAAGUAAUGCUAAUGGUAGAGAUAAUGGGAUUUUAGAUGGUAAAUAUGUAUAA
Molecule: messenger RNA, 744 nt
Organism: Saccharomycodes ludwigii
Lineage: Eukaryota; Fungi; Ascomycota; Saccharomycetes; Saccharomycodales; Saccharomycodaceae
Gene: SVP26
Product: Svp26p
Exons: 1
Coding region: 1-744 (247 amino acids)
Biological process (GO): endoplasmic reticulum to Golgi vesicle-mediated transport
Cellular component (GO): COPII-coated ER to Golgi transport vesicle; endoplasmic reticulum membrane; Golgi membrane
Molecular function (GO): COPII receptor activity
Source: RefSeq, a predicted model, not a curated record